AUGGAAGGCGGCGGCUCCGGUUGCCGGGCCGCUGCCAUUGCCCCCGCGCGUAUGACCACCGUCUCGCGCCACUACUUCGGCGUCAGCGCGUCCGAGCAUCACCACGACCUCCGUGUCGACAUCAUCGAGAACAUCGAAGAGGACUACGGCAUGUUUGUGUGGCCAUGCAGUGUCAUUCUUGCAGUGUAUGUGUGGCAGCAGAGGUCACGGUUCUCUGCUUCCAGAGUUGUUGAGCUUGGUGCUGGGACCUCACUGCCGGGAUUAGUAGCUGCAAAGGUUGGAGCAGAUGUAACACUAACAGACAUUGCACAGAAUUCAGAAGUACUAAACAACAUCAGAAGCAUAUGUGCUCUCAAUAACGCCAGCUGUACUGUUUCAGGACUUACGUGGGGAGAAUGGGAUGAACCACUAUUUGAUUUACAUCCUGACAUUAUUCUUGGAGCUGAUGUACUUUACGACUCAGCAAAUUUUGAUGAUCUGUUCGCGACGGUGACCUUUCUUCUCGAAAAUUCUUCUGGGGCGGUUUUCAUAACUACAUACCACAACCGCAGUGGUCAUCAUCUGAUUGAGUUUUUGAUGGUCAAGUGGGGUUUGAAGUGUUUGAAACUGCUGGAUGGUUUCUCCUUCCUGCCACCAUGCAAGGCUGCUUCACUUCAGGGGAACAUUCAGCUUGUUGAAAUUGUGCUUGACAAGGAAAAACAUAAAUGA
This is a messenger RNA of Miscanthus lutarioriparius, 708 nucleotides long. The record is from the annotation of a GenBank genome assembly. NCBI's taxonomy places the organism in Eukaryota, Viridiplantae, Streptophyta, Magnoliopsida, Poales, Poaceae.